Molecule: messenger RNA, 2018 nt
Organism: Pezoporus flaviventris
Lineage: Eukaryota; Metazoa; Chordata; Aves; Psittaciformes; Psittacidae
Gene: REEP3
Product: receptor accessory protein 3
Exons: 8
Coding region: 54-827 (257 amino acids)
Biological process (GO): endoplasmic reticulum tubular network organization
Cellular component (GO): endoplasmic reticulum tubular network; endoplasmic reticulum membrane; cytoplasmic microtubule
Molecular function (GO): microtubule binding
Source: RefSeq, a predicted model, not a curated record
GCGGGGCCACGCCAUUCGGGCACGGGCGGCGGAGGGGCCGCGUCGCUGCUGCGAUGGUCUCCUGGAUGAUCUCUCGGGCCGUGGUACUGGUGUUUGGGAUGCUGUAUCCUGCAUAUUACUCAUACAAAGCUGUGAAGACAAAAAAUGUGAAGGAAUAUGUCCGCUGGAUGAUGUAUUGGAUUGUGUUUGCUCUUUAUACUGUUACUGAAACAAUAACUGACCUAACAGUCUCUUGGUUUCCACUGUACUAUGAACUGAAGAUAGCUUUUGUUAUCUGGCUUCUUUCCCCAUAUACUAGAGGGGCAAGUUUAAUCUACAGAAAAUUUCUCCACCCACUUCUUUCUUCUAAAGAAAGGGAGAUUGACGAGUACAUCGUACAAGCCAAAGAAAGAGGCUAUGAAACCAUGGUGAAUUUUGGAAGGCAAGGGUUGAAUUUGGCAGCAACUGCUGCAGUAACAGCCGCUGUAAAGAGUCAAGGUGCCAUAACUGAGAAACUGAGAAGUUUCAGUAUGCAUGAUUUGACUACUAUACAAGGAGAUGAGCCAGUGGGACAGAGACCAUAUCAGACAUUACCAGAAUCAAAAAAGAAAACCAGAGCCUCUGCAAGUGAAUCUUCAGGUUACAAAUCUCCACUGGAAAAAAAUCCUGGAGAUGAUAAAACAGAUGAAGAGAUGGAGGGGACACAUUCAGAGGAUGAAAUGUUUGCUCAGAGAGGCCUUCGAAGAACUCAGAGCAUGAAAUCUGUGAAAAGUAUUAAAGGCCGUAAAGAGAUACGGUAUGGAUCACUGAAAUACAGAGUAAAGAAGAGACCCGCUGUAUACUUCUAAGUGUAUUGCACAGUGCCUGCAAGACAAACUGCUGUAUUAUAAUAACUUGAAUUCAGUGUGUCAAGUGAUAAAGAUCUGUAUAUGAUUCAUAUAAUGACUAUAUGAAUAGAUAUGGUAGGACUUGGUUUUAUGAACCUAAAGGGUCAGAUAAAGUGUUACUUUGCUUUUCUGUAACUGCUUGUUGCUUAGACUUAAAUCUGGACAAGUUGUAAUAUGGAUUUCAGCACUUCUUAAAUGGGAGUUAAAUGAGUAACAGGAAACAGUCUUUUUCCAGAGGUACUGAACAGACAAAAAUAAUUACAACUCCAAAUGAAUUAGCAGAAGUUGUAAGUAUUUGGAACUUGUGAAAAUUGAACCCAAAGUGUCCCCAAGUUGACGUGGAAAGAUAGGCAUACUUGAAAUAUUUUUCUGAACUACAGUUCCUGAAAAGGCUUUUGUGUAAUUUAAAAAUGUUCAGUUUAAAGGAUGGUCGAUGAUGGUAAGGAAGGGAGAGGAAAGACUAGGUAGAUAUGGUACAUCUGUAAGAUUGUCAUCUUUUUGCAUUGUAUUGCCAAGCUUAACAAACUUACAUAACACUAAUAGGUGCAAACUGAGGGUACAUUUAGCACUUUAUGCAAAACUGUAUAGUUUUGCACACUUACUGAUUUACAGCUGCACAUGUCAUUUUAAUGACUUCUUAGGUAGGUCAGACUUAUUUUUUGAAUGCCAGCAAUUCUUGUAUUUCAUGAUCUUAUUUUAAUUUAUCCUGAUUGCUUACGUACACUUAGGAUGCUGUAGAUAAUUGCUACUAACAACAAUAUUAUCAGGUGCCUUACUGUAUAUUACAAGGCUGUGUGGUUUUUUGUCUGUGUGGGUGGGUUUUGUUUUGUUUUGUUUGUGUCUUUCUUUCUCCUUUACCUAGAGAUAUGUUACAUGAUUUAGGUCAGUUUUUGGUUAAAAUUGUGGUAAGUAAAACUAGCAGCAAUUCCAAUGAUAGACCUCAGGGAUCUGAUCAGCCCAUCAGCUGUGUAUUAGAAGUCAUGCUGACAUGAAGUCAUAUGAUAGAUAUUCAGGCCCUGGUUUGGUUUUACAUAGCAUUGCUUUAAGAAUGAAUAUAUGUAUAUAUUAGAACAUGUAUGUGUGUAUAUUUCAUAUAUAUGUGGAGUCUAAUAUUGGCUGUGUAGUACUUUUAUUACUAAAGUUAGUACGAAA